Messenger RNA from Anopheles funestus (African malaria mosquito), 875 nucleotides. It is a transcript of the gene EMC10, whose product is annotated as ER membrane protein complex subunit 10. Gene Ontology annotation, cellular component: EMC complex. The record is from RefSeq and is a predicted model, not a curated record. Bases 79 to 774 code for a protein of 231 amino acids. Lineage: Eukaryota; Metazoa; Arthropoda; Insecta; Diptera; Culicidae. The transcript has 4 exons.
UUUCAGCCGUCACAUUGCAAAACAUUGGAAGUUUUAUUUUACCCAAACUUGCAGUCGGUGAAAAAUCUACUUAACACAAUGAAUUUGUUAAUGAAAAUAUCUUUCCUCACGUCUGUAUGGCUUGUCUGCACCAUCAGCUAUGUACAGGCGAAUUCACUCGAGUACGAUGGUUGGUUAAACAUAGCUCUUUUCCAUGCACUGGACAUCGACGAACCAAGCAAAUUUACCCUACGGGGUAACGUUACCGUCACUAACCGUAACACCGGAUUGGUCUCAGUGACACAGGAACCGCUCUCACUGCAGGAUAGAAACAAAUUGAAACGAUUAGCACAGGAGAACCGGCUCUACCGCCUAGAGGCACAUGUUACCGAUUCUGAUGGUGUUACUAAAUUUCUUACCUCAUCCAAAGCGUGCGCUUUGGCAAAAUCACAGCUCACCGAUGUGCUGUGGGUUUCGUUGGAUCAUUCCGGGACGGUUACCGCAGUCACGCAAUCGGUAAACAAUGGCAAUAUGGAUGAAUGUCGUGAUCUGUCGAACACCGACGUUGACGUGCUGGACGAAUUCAACACAGAUGUGUACGUGAAGCAUACCGAAUCGGCACCAAUUCCUGAUACGGCCAGCUUCAUACAGAAGAUGGAACGAGAACGUGAAGCACGAGAGCGCGGUGAAACUAAGGACAACCGUAGUUUCUUUGCAAAAUAUUGGAUGUACCUCGUGCCGGUUGUGAUUCUACUCCUGAUCUCCGCUACCAAUCCCGAAGCAGGACAACGCUAACAUGGGAGGGGGGAUUCAGCAAUUUCUUUCUUAAUUUAUGCUGCAUUUCAGUCACAACCAAAUAUAAAACAAGCAUUCAUAUGCGCUCCCACUAUCUAUGC